UCCGCUGUCAGGGCAAGGCAGACUGACAGUAUGGCGGCGGGGUGCAGCUGGAAGGAUGCUACUGUCGCCCGUGAUGUGUCUAUCGCCGGCAGGACGUAAAUGGACUAUUGACGUCAAAAAGAGAAGAGGAUUUAGCGAGAAAGGCCUGUCGCCGUGAGCUCCAAAGAUGGCCAGGCUCGCCGACUACUUUUUAGUGGUCGGUUACGACCUCGACAAGCGAGUGGAGGGUGAAGGUCAAGGUCGCAUUCUCCAGCGGUUUCCUGAGAAAGACUGGGAGGACAGCCCGUUCCCACAAGGCAUAGAGCUGUUCUGUCAGCCCAGCGGUUGGCAGCUGGUUCCUGAGCGGCAGCCUGCCUCCUUCUUUGUAGCAGUUUUGACUGACAUCAACUCGGAGCGUCACUACUGUGCCUGCUUCACCUUCUGGGAGGGCCUUGACAACUCACAGCUGAAGAAGGCCGAAGCCAGCGAGGUGGACGAGGUGGACGAGGUGCCGGCUGUCGUCCAAUCAGCUCAGGUCUUCGCCCCCAAGAGCCUGGUGCUGGUGUCCCACCUAGAUUACACCGAGGUGUUCAGGAACUGUCUGGGUCUGAUCUACACCGUCCAUGUAGACAGCCUGCCUGUCCCCUUGGAAACGGUGAUUGGAAAUCUCCUCACUUGUGUCAUCCCCAUUGCUGGAGGCUCCCAGAUUAAUGAGUCCCCAGUUUGUAGUUUAGACAAGGUUCCUCAGGCCCUGGCCUGUGACUGGCUGCUGGCCUGUCUCCAGCCGGGCCAGGAAGAGAGAGAGGAGAGUUUGAGGACUAUAACGUUAGGUGCUGGUGACCGGCAAGUGAUCCAGACCCCCAUUGAUGACUCACUUCCUGUCAGUGGCAGCAGCGUGGCCCAGCUCUUCAGACAGCUUGGUAUAAUCAAUGUGUUGUAUCUGUUCUGCGCCGCUCUGACGGAACAUAAGAUCCUGUUCCUGUCCAGCAGCUACCAGAGACUAACAGAUGCCUGCCGAGGACUGCUGGCCAUCAUGUUCCCCCUCAAAUACAGCUUCACCUAUGUUCCCAUCCUGCCCGGGAAACUACUAGAGGUCCUGAGCACCCCCACGCCCUUCAUCAUCGGUGUCAAUUCAUUCUUUCGCUCAGAGACGCAAGAAUUGUUGGACGUGAUCAUCGCUGACCUGGACGGCGGUACGGUGACCAUCCCCGAGUGUGUCCACAUCUCCCUGCUGCCUGAACCGCUCCUCCAGCAGACCCAGACUGUGCUGUCCAUGGUUUUGGAUCCGGAGCUAGAAGUCGCUGAUCAUGCCUUUCCCUCAGUGUCCACACAACCCUCCGCACUCAAGAUCCAGGAUAAGGAGAUCCGGGGAGUUUUCCUGUGGCUGUUCGCUCGGCUCUUCCAGGGCUAUCGCUGGUGUUUACACAUCAUCCGCAUUCACCCAGAACCAGUGAUCCGCUUCCAUAAGGCUGCCUUCCUGGGUCAGAGGGCGCUGACGGAGGACGACUUCCUCAUGAAGGUGUUGGAUGGCAUGGCGUUUGCGGGCUUCGUCUCAGAGAGAGGGCCUCCUUACAGAGCCACUGACCUGUUUGAUGACCUGGUAGCCAAUCAUGUGGAGCGGAUACGACAAGAGGAGACCUGUCCACACAAAGUCAUGAACCAUGUCAAGGAGCUGGCUGAGCAGCUCUUCAAAAAUGAGAAUCCCUACCCCGCUGUGGCAAUGCACAAAGUCCAGCGGCCGUCAGAAAACGGCCAGAACACUGCACAGAAUGAGAGGCCCUUCCCUGGGCUGGAUGACGUUGCGGUGCAGCUCUUCAUCGACCACGCUGCCGCAAAGCUCAAGACUGCGCCUCCUGUGGUUAAGUCGGAGCUCAAGGGCAUGGUGCCAUCUGGGCCCCCACUGGGAGACAUAGUGGACAGGAACGGCAACGUGAUGGCCAACAGCGCCCGCAGGCUGGAGGUGGUCAGGAACUGCAUCACGUACAUCUUUGAGAACAAGAUGCUGGAGGCCAAGAAGUUAAUGCCAGCUGUGUUGCGGGCACUGAAGGGUCGGGCAGCCCGGAUUUGUCUGACCCAGGAGCUCAAUCAGCACGUCCUACAGAACCGUGCUGUGCUGGAUGACCAGCAGUUUGACUACAUCGUCCGAAUGAUGAACUGCACCUUACAGGACUGCUCACAUAUAGAUGAACACGGUAUUGCAGCUGCCCUCCUUCCACUGGUCACAGCCUACUGCAGAAAACUGGGCGCAGGCAUCACACAGUUUGCCUACAGCUGCGUACAGGAGCACAUGGUAUGGACCACCAUGCAGUUCUGGGAGGCCAUGUUCUACAGCGACGUCCAGAGCCACAUCAGAGCUCUGUACCUGGAGACGGAGGACGGAGAGCAGCAGAACCACUCUGAGCAGCAGGACGGGUCGGUCAGUGGGAGGGAAAUCAGCGCCUUGGACCUGGCAUCAGAGCAGAACCGGCUGUGGCCGACGCUCAGCAAGGAAAUGCAGGCGGAGCGCGUGCAGAAAGAGGAGAGCACGGUGUUCAGCCAGGCCAUCCACUACGCCAACAGGAUGAGCUACCUGCUGCUGCCAUUGGACACCAGCAAGAACCGCCUGCUGAGGAGCUCCGGCCUCGGAGACGUGGAGAGCGUCAGCAACAGCUACGUCACAAACAGUAUUGCAGGCAGCAUGGCAGAAAGCUACGACACAGAGAGCGGCUUCGAGGACGCUGAGAGCUCAGACGUGGCCAACUCUGUGGUGCGCUUCAUUAACCGCUUCGUAGACAAAGUAUGUAAUGAGAGCGGCGUGACCAACGAGCACCUUAAGGCUCUCCACACCAUGAUACCAGAUAUUGUUCAGAUGCACAUCGAGACGUUAGACGCAGUCCACAGGGAGAGCAAGAGGCUGCCUCCGAUCCAAAAGCCCAAGCUGUUGAGGCCGACACUACUGCCUGGCGAAGAGCUAGUGAUGGACGCCAUGCGGGUCCAUCUCAUCCCAGAUGGUCGCGAGGAGGCCACGGGGCUGAUGGGAGGUCCGCCUCUGCUCCCUGCUGAGGGCGCCAUCUUCCUCACCAACUACCGGCUCAUCUUCAAGGGCACGCCCUCCGACCCUCUGGUGGGUGAGCAGGUGGUGACUCGCUCAUUCCCCAUCGCCUCUCUGACCAAGGAGAAGAGGAUCUCUGUCACUUUACCCAUGGACCAGUUUGUCCAGGAGGGGCUACAGCUUCGGUCCUGCACCUUCCAGCUGAUGAAGAUUGCGUUUGACGAGGAGGUGGCAUCAGACCUGGCGGAGGUUUUCAGGAAGCACAUGCACAAGCUGCGCUACCCUCAGCACGUGCAGGGCACCUUCGCCUUCACCGUGGGUCAGUGUGGGAAGAUGGUGGUGGAGCACAAGACCAAGGACAAGAACCAGUCGCUCAAGACGCUUUCCAAAAACCUGGUGAAGAGCGCCAAGAGGACUAUCGGCCGGCAAUAUGUGACCAGAAAGAAGUAUUCUCCCCCCACCUGGGAGAACAGGAGCAGCUUCCAGUCAGAGCUGGAUGAGGAUGAAAUCUCAGUUUCAGAGGAGGUGGACCAGAGCUCCCUCACCCUCUCCUCCACCAUCCGCUCAUCGGACAGACAGACCAUGAGCAACGUUGUGGAGCGUGCCUGUUGCCGCGACUACCAGCGCCUGGGACUGGGCACGCUCAGUAACAGCCUGACACGUUCUAAGAACGAGCCUUUCAGGAUUUCCACCGUCAACCGCAUGUACACUGUCUGCAGGAGCUACCCUGGCCUGCUGAUUGUGCCUCAGAGCAUCCCAGACACAACCAUCCAGAGAAUCUGCCGCUGCUACCGGCAGAAUCGCUUCCCCGUGGUUUGCUGGAGGAAUUCACGAACCAAGGCCGUCCUGCUGCGGUCUGCCGGACUCCACGCAAAGGGGGUGGUGGGCUUCUUCAAGUCCCCGAAUGCCCCUACUUCAGUUCCCUCCCAGGCAGACUCCACCAGUCUGGAGCAGGAGAAAUACCUGCAGGCCAUCAUCAGCUCCAUGCCUUCUUACAGCGAGAGCAGCGGCAGGAACACACUCAGCGGCUUCACCUCCACACAUAUGAGCACCUCCGACUCCUCAGAUAAGCUCAGGCAGCCCAAGAUUGGCGCUCUGAUGAAGCAGGUGAUGGGUACCAAGGACGAUGUUCCUGGAACCUUCAGCAGAGGAGCUCUGGGUCAAAGGGCGAAAGUCAUCUCCCUCUCCCAGCCCAAAGUGUCUGGCAAGGCCAGGAACCCUCCUAGAGGUAAGUGGGGCAGUAUCCGGGGCAGCGGACGUCUAAGUGCCUACAACCCAGACGUGGGGACACGUCUGGCAGGGAAAGAGUCUCCACAGCCCAACGGAGGGCCGAGCGAGGCUCUGUUUCUCCGCCAGCAGAAGGCCUACCUCUACAUCAUCGGAGACAAGGCCCAGCUCAAGGGAGGGAAGCAGGACUCGUUCCAGCAGUGGGAGGUGGUUCCCAUCGAGGUGUGUGACGUGCGGCAGGUGAAGAACAGCUUCAAGAAGCUGAUGAAGGCCUGCGUGCCAAGCUCCCCGACCUCUGACCCCAACAUGAGCUUCCAGCGCUGCCUGGAGGAGUCCGAGUGGAUGGCUCUGCUACACAGGGUGCUGCAGGUGUCCGUCCUGGUGGUGGAGCUAUUGGAUACGGGUUCGUCGGUCAUGGUCAGCCUGGAGGACGGCUGGGAUGUCACCACGCAGGUGGUGUCCCUGGUGCAGCUGCUAUCUGAUCCGUACUACCGAACCUUUGACGGCUUCCGCCUGCUGGUGGAGAAGGAGUGGCUGUCGUUCGGGCACAGGUUCAGCCACCGCGGAGCGCAGACGCUGGGCAGCCAGAGCAGCGGCUUCACCCCCGUCUUCCUGCAGUUCCUGGACUGUGUACACCAGAUCCACCUCCAGUUCCCCAUGGAGUUUGAGUUCAGUCAGUACUACCUGAAGUUCUUGGCCUACCACUACGUGUCCAACCGCUUCCGCACCUUCCUGCUCGACUCUGACUACGAGCGCAUAGAGCUGGGAGUGCUGUAUGAGGAGAAAGGUGAGAGGAAAAGCCCCCAGGUGUGUAAGUCUGUAUGGGACUACAUCGACAGACUCAACAAGAAAACGCCCAUCUUCUACAACUACAUGUUCUCUCCUGAGGAUGAGGAGGUGCUGCGGCCGUACACCUUCAUCUCUAACCUGAAGGUCUGGGACUUCUACAUGGAGGAGACUCUGUCGGAGGGGCCCUCCUACGACUGGGAGCUGAGGGGCCGGCAGGAGCGCGUGGCAGAGGAGACGCCAGAGAAACCCGACACCAGCGGCCCCAAGUCCCAGCGCCACAUUGUGUGGCCGUGCUACGACAGCCUGAGCAAGGUGGUGCCCGACGCCAUCACCAAGCUGCUGCAGGACCUGCAGAGUCUGGAGGCGGAGCUCGGCCAGACGUCUGAGAAGUGGAAGGACACCUGGGACAAAAUCAAGACCACGCAGAGAACUGAGACCAAACUGGAGAGCAAGCCUUCGUUCUCCAGCUCCUUGCUGAUGUCGUCCAACCUGAGCCACCAGCGCCGUUCUCAGGGCGUCUACCUGCAGGAGAGCGGCGUGGGGUCCUCCAUCAACCUGGCUCUGGAGUGCGAGGCCAGCGCCACCUCCACGCCUGUAGCCGGUCGGCCCAGCACCAGCACGCUCUAUAGCCAGUUCCAGAGCACGGAGAGCGAGAACAGGAGUUUUGAAGGCAUCCUGUUUAAGAAAGGGGCGUUGUUGAAACCAUGGAAACCACGGUGGUUCGUGUUGGACAAGACCAAACAUCAGCUGAGAUACUACGAGAGCAGGCAGGACAAGGAGUGUAAAGGAGUGAUCGAGCUUGCCGAGGUGGAGUCCGUUAUUCCAGGAACGCCUACCAUGGGAGCGCCAAAAAACAUCGAGGAGAAGGCCUUCUUUGAUCUCAAGACGACCAAACGAGUGUACAACUUCUGUGCCCAGGACAGCAUGAACGCCCAGCUGUGGAUGGACAGUGUUCAGAACUGCCUGUCAGAUGCCUAGAGAGGAGGCGGGACUCUUUAAGGAGCAAUGCAACCAGGAACGAAUGAGCAGUGCUGCGGCACCUGACGGACAUCGCUGCCGACCAAUCCCAGCGGACUGGGAGAGGGGAAGGGGCCUUUCACCACUUAAGCUCUGUUCUGUUCGCUAGUGUUGAACUAAUAACCUUGCGUCACAACGUUUCAGUGUUUUUGUUAUAAAAAUAAGAAAAAGAAAAAAACAAGUGUCCCUGAAGAACCACUCGCUGUCGUCUCACCAAGUAGCUGCAGCCUCCCACCUCCCCGACAGUCUGACCACUGUGUGCGUUCGAUGUCCGUACGCACACAAACAAUGCAUAUUAAAGCACGUCGUUGCAUUUCUGGUGGCGCCCUGCAGCUUGGACCAGCAUGAAGAUCUUUCCAGACCCUCCAACUGUAAACCACAACCCGCUCUCCCCCCUACUAACCCCACUCUCCCCUUUAAGACACUCCGAGGAGGAAUGACGGAGGAGCUGCAGUCGCCCAUCGGCCCGGCUACGUACAGGACUCGGACUGCUCCGGAGAAAGAUCAGAAACACGCACUGGUGGGUUGACGGACCAAAACCCUGAGGAACACACAACGCCGACCGCCAACGCUCAUCCUCCUGGUCCUCAGAGGUCUCUGCUCUCUUUGCCUCUCACUGCCUGGUGUCGCCCAUUCGCAGUAAUAGUCAGAGGACGUUUCAGAGGAAGUCGAGUGUGUUGCUGCAGCUGCAAGGGGAAGGGAGGGAGGGGGAGGGGAGGGCUCCUCAACGGUUCAUGAAGGAUUUCCUUUACUUUUUUUGUUUUCCAAAAUCUCAAAUUUUUACCAGAAAGAGAUCAAUGCCCACCAGCUGUCCUCAGCAGGUGGUGAUAUACUGUGAAAGCCAUGAAUCAGUCGUAGAGAUCAAACCAGGAGAGCCAGUUGGAGAUUGGAGCGUGUCAGGUAUUGAGUGUGUCGGUGAACUUUCACUGAGAGUGUUUACAAAGUAGACAAAACUUCCCUCACUAAGCUAAACUCUUCACCUGUGUGUUUUUAAUCAGUACAACCACUAUUAACAUUCAGAUUUUUAAGGGAUGCUGAAGGAAAAAGGAGGGAUUUAUUUUGUAGUGAUGUCUUAAAAAACAAUCUAUAGAAGGAGAUCUGGAAGGUAGGAGAUAAAGAGGAGGGAUACUAAUGAACAGAGUGAUAUUAUGGGAUGCUUUGGAGAGACCACAGUUUUUAGAGAUGGACAUUGACUCACCACAGUGCUCAAAGUGUCAGAAACUGGAUGUUAUUUAAAGGAAAAUUCUGGUGUUUUUCAACCUCCAUCUAUUAUGACUAUGAAGAAAGUAAACACAGAAAUUAGCCCCCAUAUAUUAGCUAUUGUGGCUAACAGCAAGCUAGUUUGGUAAGCCGGGCAUCCAGCUGCCUGACCAAUCGAGCUGUAUGGUUAACCAACUUGUAUAUUACCCAUUGAUCUACAGAAAUACCAAACAUUUAUUGCUUAUCAUUUCACAUACAGGAAGAUAAUUGAUAAUUGAUAACAUAUGCUAACUUAAGAUGUGACGAUAUUUGUUUUAUCUUUUAACCGUCUUUAAAAUGUAGGUUUUGACGGAGGAUUGUUCAACUGUUAUUGGAGCACAGAGCAAAAAGAGGCGGGACAUAGGAAGGGUCAAUUAUGAAAGUAAGCCUUGGGUAGAAAAAUCCCAGGAUUUUCCUUUAAUGACAGGUAAAGUCAUGCGAACGUCUGAGAGCUGGUCACAUACAGUGUGUCAGCUGUGAAUGUGAUGCUGCUCAGACGCACUUCCACCAGUGUCGAUACCAGUGUUUAAGUUUAGCACUUGUCACUGUCUACGUCGGUUAGAUUUGUAGAGAAACAGUACGUUUAGCUGGAAGGUUUCAAACAUCAAGUCACUUUUUUUAUUUUAAGGUCAAUGGUUUUUCAGACUGCCUCCCCCCACCUCUAUUCACCCCUCUCCUCCACACACACAAACCACUCUGACCCACACUUGUUAACACAAACCCUGCUAUGUAAAAUAAGGUUCUACUGCUGUCUUUGUUGAACAUAAAAUUUGAAAUUGUAGAUUUUUUUUUGUGUCUAAUAACUCCUUUGUAUAUACUACUCCAGAUUUGUAUGUAACGUUAUGGUAGUAAUUUAUUUAACUUGUCUCCUCAGUAAGAAAGUUCCUCAAGCACCACUUUAUUUUUAAAUUAGGAAUUCAAUGUGCCAUUUGUUUAUUUCUGUAUUAAUGUGACUAAUGCUCUUUUUUUUUUUUGAAAAAUGUACAAGUAAACCCUCAAUGUCUUUUUUUUUUUUUGUUAAACAUGGUUACUCAAUAUCAGCUGUUAAUGUUAGAGUGGAAAUGGUGUGUUAGUGGAAGAGGAAGCCUCUGGGCGGUUUUUUAAAGGCUGGUUGGAUUUUACUGUGUUGCUCGCCCACAGUGGUGGGAUGUUCUGGACGAAGGUUACAGUCAUAAUAAAUUUCACACAUAUUAAGUCUUCCUGGUGCUGGGUUCUGCUGACUGGCCUGCUGCUAGCUUAAUGGACUCCUGUUGUAUUCAUUAAAUUGUGACGAGUUAGGGCACCUAAAUGUGCAGUAUGUCAUUUAAAAUGCGCGGUGUAGUUAAAAUAUUAAUCAAAGAUGCCAAACAUACUAAUAUUAUUUAAUAAAGUAUUAUUAUCUCUGGUAAGUUUUGGGGAUUUGGUGCAUUCACAAACCUUAAAGGGUAAAGGAAGGGCAAGGUUUUAAUGCACUCUCUGGGCAGCUCAGGGGUUGCACCUGUAACCACACCCAAGAGUGAUGUCAUGGUGUACUGUCAUACCCUUGCGUACACUGCAUCACAUCUGCAGCAAGGCGAGAAGUAGGGCUGCAACUAACGAUUAUUUUCCCUAUCGAUUUGUCUGAUCAAUUCAAAAAAUAAUAAAGAAAUGCCCCUCAAGUCUUUAAACCUGUUUUAUAUGACCAACGGUUCAAUUUACUAUCAUAUAAGGCUAAGAAAACCAGCCGGAACAAGAGAAUUUUUGGCAUUUUUGCUUAAAACGAUUAUUGUUGUGGUGUUGCGUCGCUCUUUAAGUUCAGUGGACAAUCAUAGGAUGGUACAAAAACCUUUCCUGUGAACCAUAAAUCCAAGUUUUAACUGUCCAAUGAUUGUCAGGUUCUCACUAAAUAUUCUACUUUUUUUUUUUAAUUGAUGUGAUCUCCUGACAGUAGCUGCCUGAUCUACUGUAUUAAGCCUGAUCAUAAUGUUACAGAACAAGCUAAAGUAUCUGUAGGCUCCUGUGUUUAACUGCCUUCACACCUACAGGCAGAUGCACUGAAUCAUUCCUGUGUCGGUACCAGCAUCCAUUAUUAGUCUGCUGGAGGUCUAGUAAGCAAGAAAAGUCUACAGCCAACAUCAUGAUCAUAUAUCCUAAAGUUUAAGGUGACCUUGUGCAUCUUAAAAUAAUCUCCCCCCGAGGAACAGACGGACCAAAGUGACAGCAGGAACUGCUGCCGCAGCCAGAACCCGCCUGUGGGAAGACUCAGUGUGUCCUUGUGUUUUGACUGCAGUCUACAUCCAGUUAGACCCAGCUCAUCUUUUCACUCUAGUUUACUCAUCUCUCUGUGGUAACGCUCUACAACAGCUACAUUAACCACAACAAUAUGACAUAAUCCUUUUUAUUUAUUUUGGUUCCUUUUUUUAAAUUAGAAAUGACUUUCUGAGCCGGGUUAUGUUGUCAAUCAUGUCAAUAUAGUUUUUAGAAUCCAAAUAAACUCGUGGGUUUAAAUGUU
Molecule: messenger RNA, 9752 nt
Organism: Dicentrarchus labrax (European seabass)
Lineage: Eukaryota; Metazoa; Chordata; Actinopteri; Moronidae
Gene: sbf1
Product: SET binding factor 1
Exons: 43
Coding region: 167-6004 (1945 amino acids)
Source: RefSeq, a predicted model, not a curated record